Aspergillus viridinutans is the source of this 1224-nucleotide messenger RNA. RefSeq lists its product as uncharacterized. Gene Ontology annotation, molecular function: transcription coregulator activity. NCBI's taxonomy places the organism in Eukaryota, Fungi, Ascomycota, Eurotiomycetes, Eurotiales, Aspergillaceae. Gene Ontology annotation, cellular component: mediator complex. The record is from RefSeq and is a predicted model, not a curated record. Bases 1 to 1224 code for a protein of 407 amino acids. The transcript has 3 exons. Gene Ontology annotation, biological process: regulation of transcription by RNA polymerase II.
AUGUCGGUAAGCGCUUCUAACUAUGCCACCAAUAUCGCAUCCUCCCAACCUCCCAGCCAGGCGACGUCACAACCUGCGAACCUUUCAUCCCCUCCUUCCUCAGCUCCGAUGUCUACGCAGACCUCACAACAGCCGACCCUAGGUGCAACGAAUUCUUUUCCUACUCCGGCCAGCAGUGUGAGCGGCCACUUCAUGGGACCGACUUCCGUCGAGGAUUCAGAGCACGCGGGAACAUCAUUUGAGCAUGUGCAAGCAGACUCAGGCCUGCAUUCAUCAUCUACACAACAGUCAGAGCACAGACGGACCGAUCACGAUCGGGAGUUGGAAGGGCCAACUCCAGGGAUAGAUGUCCGCGAUUUUGCAAGCGUGGGCGUCCCGCAUACGCGCAGCGAUACAGAUGCCAUGGAUGUUGACAAGGACAUCAACGCUUCCUCUAAAUCCGAUGGACUGAGCCUAGAGUCCCUGCAGCAGGAUUUCUCUUCCGCAUUCCAUCUUUGCAAAAGCUCCCAUAUUGCGACCGGCCCGGACCCAGCGCUAGAUCUCAUCUCACUUUACGGUCUAGGCCCGGUUGCGAAAUCGGUUGCAAGGAUGGAUCCUGUCACGGGGGAGAAGAUCAACAGGCUCAGGAAGUCUUAUGAGGGCAAACUGAAGGGGCUGGGGCUCGCAGGGAGAAACAAACCCGUGAAGCACGACCCCUCUGCUCCUGGCGGGCUCCGACAUCUGACCAUGUGGCCCGAGGAGGAAUGGCAGAACCAGAAGGUUUAUGGAAAGGAAAUUAAGGUCGCCGACAUUGAUUCCGCAUUGCAUAAUCUUCAGAUGAAGGCGAUGCAGAUGGAGCCGGGCACAGUUCCAAACAACGAAUACUGGGAGGACGUCUUGGGUCACGAGAAGCCAUCGAAACAUGCGGGCCAUGGGGACGGAAAGAAAUCAGCUACACUUCCUAAUACCGCCCGAUCGCCUAGCCAAGCGAAUGAUACACCUCUUCCUACGGAGCCGGAACGCGCUCGCCCCAGUCGCGGGCGCAAGAGGCAUUAUGACGACAACAGCUUCGUCGGGUAUGGCGAAGGCUACGCCGAUGACGAUGAUGACACCGCAUUCUACUCCAACAGUGAAGGAAUUGGAAAGAAGAAACGAAAGAAGGAGCAUGUUUCAAAGGUUUCGACUCCGCUGCCCGAUAGAGGCGGUAGCUACGGCGUCGGUAUGUUUGGCAUUGGAGCGAGGUAA